UGAAGGCCGCUUCCCGCUUAGGCAACCCCAAGUUUUUGUGAGCAAUAUGUUGCACAAUACCCGCACACUUCAAUCUAGACUAAUUGUCUUCCUUCUUCUUUAAUUAUACACAAUUUUUUAAAGGAGAGGUGGGCAUGGUCAAUUAUUGGAGCAGGUGUUAUCAUAGCACGAUGUUCCUAGACCUCUCUUCUCGGUGAUACCCAGGAUCCUAGUGGUCGGGGAUUUGGACGAGAGCUCGGGGGACGGAGUAGACGACGAGGGAGUGACGUCCUGAGUUGUUCUAGUGCACUGCCCGCUAAUAGUGCAACCCGGGUCCACGAAGGUAAGUCUCGGCGACCUCGUGAGACGCGCGAUAAAAAGCCAGCGGUACGGCGAUGACAUGAGGCAAUCUGGUGUUUGGGUGGUGCAGUGUACAAGACGGCAAUAGAAGAACCCUACGGCCUGCCUCUCUCACGUGGGGAGAUUCACAAUACUCUACAAACUUACUAGGACUUAACGUCAAGAAAUUAAGGAUGUUCCGACUUUUUAUACAGGUUAUUCCUGACCAGGGCACGCCAGUCAUCAGGGGCGUCUUCUUUUAUUUAAUACUGACAUUGCAAAUCCAAUCCACGUUUUGUAAGCGCGUGGUUGUGGUCCCAGUGCCCAAUGUUAGCCACACCCGAUAUCUGACCAAUGUGGCCAGGGCGCUGACCUCCUACGGCCACGAGGCGUGGGUCUGCAUGCCCGUCUCCGUGGCGGAGCAGAACGUGCUGAACAUGACCGGCAUCCACGUGCUCCCCUACUCCAGCAAGGAGAUCAACGUGGUGGAGGACUACAUGAGGUACGUCCGCGACGCCUAUUGGGAGGACAGGCGCGUCGACAUGGGCAGAAUGAACACCAUCCUCUUAGAUCACAUGACCAUGAUGGUAGAGGACAAGAAGCUGGAGGCGGCUAUUCGAGGUAUCCGCCCGGACCUCAUGAUCAUAGACAACGUUCCUCACAUGAGGACUAUCGCUGUGAUGGCCUACAAACUGGACAUUCCUUUUGCGUUUGUCGGACCCCUGUACGAUCCAAUCCCGUACAGGGUCCCUUUCACCACUGCGACUAUGCCGUCUACUCUUUUCCCGCACACAGAUGAUAUGACAUUUCUUCAGCGACUCAUCUCGUUCGCCAUCCACUAUGCCACUGUGGUCUUUGAGGUGUUCUCCCACACUGACGCCGUGCGAAGGUACGCCCCCGACAAGCCUUACCUCCCGAUACGAGAGCUGACGUCCAGGUCUGAAAUAGUACUUAUAGAAAGUGACCCCGUCAUGGACUACCCCAAAGUGUCGCUGCCCAACGUCAAGCUGAUCGGCGGCACUGCCGUCACCGAAGCCAUUCCUCUGGUCGAGCCGUUCAAGUCUUUCGUGGACACAGCGGAGAACGGUGUGGUCGUUGUGUCUUUUGGCACGUACAUUAUUGACCUUCCAAACUCCGUGUUCGACAAGCUUUUAACAGCUUUUCAAAGACUGAACUUAAAAGUCGUAUGGCGAGUCAACGCGACCUCGCCUGACCCAGAGAAAAUUCUUACCUCUCAAUGGAUCCCCCAAAACGACCUUCUUGGUCAUCCUAAUGUCAAAGCGUUUGUCUCUCACUGUGGCCAGAGUAGCCAGUACGAAGCAUUGUUCCACGGAGUGCCCACCCUUUGCGUGCCAAUCUUCAUGGACCAGGCCUACAAUGCCGAGAGAGCGAGAAGUAAAGGCUUCGGGAAAACUAUUGACCUAAAAAUAGUCAGCGAUGAAGACAUAUUUUUCCACAUCCAGGAGAUAGUCUCCAAUCCAUCCUACGCCGAGAGUGUUCAAAAAGCGUCCAGACUAUUUAAACUCAACUACGGAUUACCCAUGAACAAAGCAGCAUUUUGGCUUGAUCAUGUGAUCCACUAUGGCGGUAGAUACUUGAGAUACGCGGGACAAACCAUGCCCGGAUAUCAGUUCUACUGUUUAGAUAUUCUUUCACUACUCAUAUUAGUUACCGCUGUUGUCUGUUUGGUUUUUUAUUAUAUGUUUAAAGUGCUUCUAGUCCAUUUUCUAAAUAUAUUACGUAUGUAUACAAGUAUCAUCUUUCUGUUGUUUCAUGUUUUAGCUAACUUAAUUCACAGGUUUUACUGUAAAGAUGUGCAAUUCAAAAGUAAACUUUCUUGAUGUAAAAGCUGCCACAAUGUAGUUAUGUAAAUACUGUAAAUAAUCUAAAAUCUAGACGUAGGUGUUGAUGUUAUUUUUUACGUUUUUAUAUCAAUUUUCAAGUUUUUAGUCAAUUAUCAUCAUAAAGAAAUAUUAUUCAUUUGUUUGGAUUAAUUUAAAGUAUGAGCUGGAUAUCUGUACAAUGAAAUAGUAUGUAAUGUUGUUGGUUUGUACUCUCUGUUCUCCAUACAAAGUAACGUACGGGUACACAUAUAUACAAGUAAUAUGUACUUAGCGUACAGAUAAAAUGUGAUAUGUUGGCUUUUUGUUUCACGAACAUAACAAAUGACGAAUAUGUUGCCUCGAAUUAUUUUUAAAACUAUGCUAUCAUACAAGACCAUACUGAGUGAGCAUGGCGCCCUCACCUUGCUUUCUUACAACGCAGUAGACCAUUCAAAAACAAUGAUGAAAUAUGAAAUAUGUCCAAUGACUUAAAGUCCACCCCUAGCACCCUUAUCCUAUGUAUUGAUGUUAUGCUAGCAUUGUCUGAGACAUGUACAGACCUAGUGCAAACGGAAACUCUUCAACGAGAGAAUAGAGUCGUCAUAACAGCAGCAUUCACUCUCGAUGGAGAAGUUAAGCUAGUCUAUUUUUUUUUAAAACAUUAUAGAAGAAUUCAAUGACAUUUACUAACAAUGAGCCCAUUGAUUUGUUUGACCUGUAAGUAUGCGUGGGUAAUUUGUUUGACUUGUAAGCAUGCUUGUGUAAUUUGUUUGACCUGUAAGCAAGCUUGGGUAAUUUGUUUGACCUGUAAGCAUGCUUGGGUUAUUUUUCUGACCUAGAAUUAUGCUCGAGUAACUUGUCUGACGUGAAAGUAUGCUCAUGAAUAUUGUUUGCAAGAAAACUGAAUAUUAUUGUUACCAGCCAACUAGACCAAAUUGUUAUGUAAAAUAUUCAUAUGCUUGUCUACUCAAAAUGUGUAU
Molecule: messenger RNA, 3121 nt
Organism: Biomphalaria glabrata
Lineage: Eukaryota; Metazoa; Mollusca; Gastropoda; Planorbidae
Product: 2-hydroxyacylsphingosine 1-beta-galactosyltransferase-like
Exons: 2
Coding region: 513-2159 (548 amino acids)
Molecular function (GO): UDP-glycosyltransferase activity
Source: RefSeq, a predicted model, not a curated record